Strongylocentrotus purpuratus (purple sea urchin) is the source of this 1273-nucleotide messenger RNA. RefSeq names its product 40S ribosomal protein S2. The transcript has 6 exons. Gene Ontology annotation, molecular function: structural constituent of ribosome; RNA binding. Gene Ontology annotation, cellular component: cytosolic small ribosomal subunit; ribosome. The record is from RefSeq and is a predicted model, not a curated record. Bases 36 to 881 code for a protein of 281 amino acids. NCBI's taxonomy places the organism in Eukaryota, Metazoa, Echinodermata, Echinoidea, Camarodonta, Strongylocentrotidae. Gene Ontology annotation, biological process: translation.
AAACUUUCAAUCUCUUUGACAAAUAAUUAUCACCAAUGGCGGACGCAGCACCAGACGCAGCAGCACCAGCCGGUGGUAGAGGAGGUUUCCGUGGCGGCUUUGGGUCAGGUGACCGAGGCAGGGGUCGUGGACGUGGUCGCGGACGUGGCCGUGGACGAGGUCGUGGAAGGGGCAAGCCAGAGGACAAGGAAUGGCAGCCAGUAACCAAGCUCGGCAGGUUGGUCAAAGACCUGAAGAUCAAGGAACUGGAGGAGAUUUACCUGUUCUCUCUCCCCAUCAAGGAAUUUGAGAUCAUUGACUUCUUCCUUGGCCCCGCCCUCAAGGACGAGGUGCUCAAGAUCAUGCCCGUCCAGAAGCAGACCCGUGCUGGACAGCGCACCAGGUUCAAGGCUUUUGUAGCUAUUGGUGACCACAAUGGCCACAUCGGUCUUGGAGUGAAGUGCUCCAAGGAAGUAGCGACAGCCAUCCGUGGAGCCAUUAUCCUGGCCAAGCUUUCCAUCAUCCCAGUCAGGCGAGGCUAUUGGGGUAACAAGAUCGGCAAGCCUCACACAGUACCCUGCAAGGUUACAGGAAAGUGCGGCAGUGUAUUGGUGCGUUUGAUCCCUGCACCCCGUGGUACUGGUAUUGUCAGUGCCCCAGUACCCAAGAAGCUGCUUCAUAUGGCUGGUAUCGAGGAUUGCUACACCAGCGCCUGCGGACAGACCGCUACCCUCGGCAACUUUGCUAAGGCUACGUUCCAGGCCAUCUCCAAGACGUACAGCUACCUGACCCCUGACAUGUGGAAGGAGACCGUCUUCAGCAGGUCACCCUACCAGGAGUUCACCGACCAUCUGGCCAAGAACCAUAAGGGACAAGCCAGCAAACCCGUUCCGGAAGCCUAAGUCACACCCCUACCUCCUACCCCCUCCUUAAUCUACCACCACCAUCAGGGAGGGGGCUAGGGUAGUAGCAGCCUUUGAUGAUCAGGGCUUGUGUGUAUUCACCUGUUACAGGUGGAUAAACAUCUCUUUGUGAAGCAGAGAGAUCACUCCAUCUACGAUAGAUGGAGAAAAAAAAAAUCAUAAACUAGCAAUGCAAGAUCAACUUCAUUCUUUCUAAUUCAAUUGAUUGUAGCCUGUAGAGUUCUUAUGAUCUUAACUUUAUGAAGGCUUAGUUUAUAGGACAGAUAUCAUUCCACCAAAUCUGUUAACACACCUAGUCAAAUGAUCCAGAAAUGUAAUGAAGUAUGCAUCAAGUGAAAAAGCAAGUAAAAAAAAAAUUGAAAAAAAAUGUA